GUGAAGUUUCUCAGAAGUUUCUUUGUUGACUUUAAACUUUUCCGAAGUUAUACGCGCCGCGAGUUCUCGUCGCUUUCGUGUAUGAUAUAUGUGUCAAGAAAAGUUUGCUCAGAAAAUAGUAAAACUUAGAAUUUUCGUCGCCAUUUUAUUUUUUGUCGCGCUGGAAAAGCGGCCAUUUUCUUUGUGCCGCGUCGCUUACGACGGCUCGUAUGCGGUCCCUAAAGUUAAUUUAGUUAAGUCGGGGCGUGAUCUCAUCGUAUGAAGUGAUUCGGGCAGGCGGGCGCGGCGAGCGGCACGACGGCAUCAUGGACGACGACCAACAGUUCUGCUUGCGGUGGAACAACCAUCAAUCCACCCUGGUGUCCGUGUUCGACACCCUGCUAGAGAAGGGCAUGCACGUGGACUGCACCCUGGCAGCCGAGGGACAGACGCUCAAGGCGCACAAAGUGGUGCUGUCCGCGUGUAGCCCCUACUUCGAGAGUGUACUAUCACAACAAUACGACAAGCAUCCAAUAAUAAUAUUAAAAGACGUGAAAUAUGCUGAGCUGAGAGCCAUGAUGGACUACAUGUACCGCGGCGAAGUGAACAUCUCGCAGGACCAGUUGGCCGCGCUGCUGAAGGCAGCAGAGUCGUUGCAGAUCAAGGGCCUGUCGGACAACAAGCCCACGCGACCGCCGUCCCGCCCGCCGCCGACCGCCGCCGCGCACCCGCCACGCGUGCCUUCGCCCCCGCCACAGGCCCGAGAGGGCAGCGCGGAGAGUCGCGAAGGCUCAGUGAGUCCGAGCCGGCGCCGGAAGAAAGCGCGGCGCAUGUCGCGCUCGCCCGGAGCCCCGAGCGUGCUGCCCGCCGCGCUGCCCGCCCUGCCCGCGCUCCCCGCGCACCCCGCGCUCCCCGCGCACCCCGCGCUCCCCGCGCACCCCGCGCUCUCCGCCGAGCCCGCCGGCAACGGCGACGAGCCCGCCUGCAAGACCGAGGCCUCGCGCGACGGCGUCGAGGACCUCACGCUCGACGAGGAGCCCGACGACCACGCCUCACAGGGACACAACGACGUUGUACGCAAUUUCCAAUGGCACAUGGAAAGAUCUCAAGAUGAAAUAAUGAAUUCGAGCGACAGCGUCCGAGAGUCUCAAGAAUCGCACAAGGAUAGUCAGCUGCCGUCGGCGCUGCUGUCGCUACUGUCGGUGCAGUCGCAGUCGCUCGCCUCGCUGGUGCCCCCCUGCAUACAGCUCACUAACAUCAAGCCGACAGGCGGCAAAGAGCUCACCCCGUACCCUGCACAGCUGCACCUGCCCAAACUGCAGAUAGACUCGCUCACCGCCAUCCCGGACAACAUAAAGGCGCACCUGCUGCAGCAGGCGUUCAUACAGAACAACAACACGGUGCAGCUGGCCGGCAAGCAGGAGGAGCAGGAGUCGGACGGCGAGUAUGACGACACGGACGACAUCGUGCUGCCCGAGGAGGGCGACGCGUUCUACGAGCACGGCGCGCUGCCCGCCGAGUUCGAGGUGAAGCCCGAGCCCAAGUGCCUGUACAAGCGCGAGGCGGGCGGCAACAGCUCCGACGACGCCAGCCGCCAGUUCGAAUGCCGGCACUGCGGCAAGCGCUACCGCUGGAAGUCCACGCUGCGGCGCCACGAGAACGUGGAGUGCGGCGGCAAGGCGCCUGCGCACCAGUGCCCCUACUGCUCCUACCGCGCCAAGCAGCGCGGCAACCUCGGCGUCCACAUCCGCAAGCACCACAGCGCCGAGUGGUACAUGUACGCCACCAACAAGGUGCGGCGCAACAAGAAGACCUCCAUCUAGGGCGGCGUGCCGACACCGAGUACUAUACACCAAAGUAGAUACCUAACCAAAUCGGUACUGCAAUAUAUUUUUAUUUAUAUUUAAAAUAUUUUUUGUUGACGAUAUUUUAAUAUACACUAAACGAGUAGUUUGUAAUGUGCACAUUCCCUAACGGCAUUAGAAAUAAUUUUGUUGUUUUUUUUUGUUUUAGAGUUUAUUGCGGUAGUUAAGACUGACCCUAAGUAUUUUAUUCAGAGGAAAUAUGACCUAAGGUCAAAUAUUUAUAGAAUUAUUUACAACAAAAAAAAUUGUCUUCAAAUCGCGCUGAUGUGUAGUUUGUCCACAAAUGCAUUGUUCGCGUGGACAAUGAGCACCACUUGAGUGUGGCGUCUCAGUUAACAAGGGUCUGCUAUUACUAAUAGAAUUCACAUUCUUCGCAGACCCACUGAAUCGGCAGAUUGAUCCAUUUAAAGUCAUUCGAAGCUAUUUCCUUUUAUCUCGAAUUUGCUUAGUUUUAAUUACCUAUCAUUCCUCAUGAGGAAUAAUUCCAAAAUUAUUUAGUGCAAUGAUAUUAAGGUGUAAUUAGUUGAUAUUUAAUAAUGAACCUGUUUUGCAGGUUUUAUUUAAUAACUGUUAUCCACCACGGGUAGAAUGUUUAACAAUGUUGGAGGUCAUAGCAUAGUCUUCCCAUCUCUACCUAGUUAUUGUUCUUGUUUGUAAUUUAUUAAUCUUGGUUUUUCUAUUUAAGUAUAAGGGACCAUUACCUUGUCUUCCUAAUUUGUUUUAUUUUUUGUAGCAAACCCAAAGUUUAUGUUAUUUUAAUGUUGUUUAUUUAUUAGGAUAAUUAAGAGCCAUACGGCCACAUUAAGUUGUAAUAUUGUAAAUCCUAAAGAUAAGUGAAUUGAUAUUAAAAGAUCCAGCCCACAGAGUUAUACAACUCAUGAAUUGAACCAAAAUAUUAUUAUUGGUGUUAGACACAUAAAUGGGCAAGAUAUAUCUUUAAAAAUAAUUCACUUUAUCCUGUAGGAUAUUAAUAAAAAGGUUAUUCAAAAAUAAUCUAUGAAGUGAAAACUGAGUCACCAUUUAUCCACAAUGAAGAAGGGAACAUUAAUGAAACACAAUGUUUACUGUGGAGUUGCAAGUGAAAAGGGACUUGACAAGAUUACUUCUGAAUAACUGUACUUCAGUGGAUGGGAGGCAGCGGCUGCUCAGAACUGCUCCCGUGCAUUUUGAGGUAAUCAGGAGAAUAAUUCUGGACAUUAGAAACAAAAAACUCCACCGAUAAAUUUCAUGGUUUCACCUUCUAGUUUCGUUUUAUCGAUAGUGUUUCAAAAAGGUUUAUCUCGUAUAAAACUUGCUAGUGUUGAUAUUCUAUACUACAUAUCUGAUAUUUGAUAAGUGUUUCCAUCUAUUAAUGUUCAGAAUUAUCUUCCUUUUAUUAUAAUUAGAGAAAAGCUCAUCAUGUGCCUACAAUGUUACCUGUAGUUUAGUGACGUACUUUAUAUAUACCACGAUAUUUCGCAUGUCAAAAUAUGUGUUCAAAAUUUGUAAAAAAGAUAUUUAUAAUGAUAUUCAAAGGCAAUAAUUUUCACGACUAAUUUAUUCGACUGUUGAUUUUUAAUAUACGUUAUUUGUUAACCUAGUAUAUACAAAGCUAUUUGACCAAAGUCAGUAUUAGUGUUUUAACGUGAUGAUAUAUAAAGGGGUGUUUAUAUUACGUUGUUACAACAUGCGGUCAUCAGCUUAGCGGAACUGUUGACCGACAUGCUAUUUACCACUAUGUUGCAAGAUGAAAAACAUAAACAUUGUUUGUUAAUGUUAUUGGAAAAAAUAGGUAAUUGUUUAGUGUGAUUUUUAUAUGAAUAUAUUUGGGUUUACUUGGUUAGAAAAGUUUAAAUAUAGAUAUACUAUAUGUAACUGUGUUUUCCUUGCUUUUAACGGACAUUUUAUCCCCGCCUGUUUUACUGUGUUUUAGUGAACUGUUCGUUUAGGUAAGUGAGUAGAAAGUAUUAUGUUCCUUAACAACGGCAUGCUGCAUGGUUUUUUGACCGGGAUCAUUUUUCAAUUCACAGCUUGCAUUCCCAUCUUUGCAUGGUGCAAUUUUGUUUUUUUUUUUCUUUUUCCUUUUUCGUUCAUACUAAUAUAAUUAAUAAUUUCAGGUAGCCAAGAAAAGCCCAUGGGUCGGGAGACUACAUUUCAUUAACAAAAGUUUAUUGUCAAACACAAAAAAUGACGUGUGACUAAAACCAGUCGGUAUACACGAUGCGGUUUUAAAUUCUUGUUUGUGGUGCCGAAUCAUUCGGUUUAGAAUUUCGCUGUCGAAGCAAUAAUCACUUUAUAUCGAACUGUUAAAAAAAUAUAAGGAAAACAAAGACACUUCUUGCAUAAAAGAUUUGAAAUGUCAAUAAUAAACGUUAUGAUUUC
This is a messenger RNA of Manduca sexta (tobacco hornworm), 4205 nucleotides long. RefSeq names its product longitudinals lacking protein, isoforms A/B/D/L. The transcript has 6 exons. The record is from RefSeq and is a predicted model, not a curated record. Gene Ontology annotation, molecular function: protein binding. Bases 306 to 1802 code for a protein of 498 amino acids. Lineage: Eukaryota; Metazoa; Arthropoda; Insecta; Lepidoptera; Sphingidae. Gene Ontology annotation, biological process: regulation of transcription by RNA polymerase II. Gene Ontology annotation, cellular component: nucleus.